This is a messenger RNA of Plasmodium falciparum 3D7, 9717 nucleotides long. Its product is annotated as putative male development protein MD2. The record is from RefSeq and is a predicted model, not a curated record. Lineage: Eukaryota; Apicomplexa; Aconoidasida; Haemosporida; Plasmodiidae.
AUGAAAGAAGAUAGUCCUAACGAUCCACAUAUUAAUAAAAUAUAUGCACAAAAUAAGACAAUAUGUUCAAAUGCACCCUUUUCAAAUAAUGAAGAUCAUAAUAUAAACAAAAACGAAUAUGAUCAGAAUAAUUAUUAUAAUAAAAAGAAUAAUGAUAUGUUAAUAUCAAAUAUUUCAGAAAUAAAAGACAGAAGAUAUUUUUCACAAUGUGUUGAUUCUAACCUGGAUAAGAAUUAUGUAGAUAUUGGAGAUACUAAAUGCAAUAAUGCAAGCGUAAGAUCUUAUUCUUAUAAAAAAGAAAUAUCUCCUCAUCACAACAAAAAUAUAAUGUUUACAUAUAAAUAUAACCUUGCUAACGAUGAAAGGAAUUCUCAAAAUUUAAGAGAACAUCCUAUAAAUAAUAAUAACUAUGAACACAUAAUAAAUGAAGGAGAUUAUUAUCAAAAUAUGAAAUGUGUAUCAAGACCAACUUUAAAUGUAAGUUCUUUAAAUAUGAAAGAUAUGAAUGUACCUAUGAUAAAGAAUGAUAAAUAUCCAGAAGGUUAUAUAAAUCAAACAAUCUUAAAUAAUAAUAACAAUAAUAAUAAUAAUAAUAAUAAUAAUAAACAUAUUAUUGAAAAGGGGAAAUGUACAAAUGGAUAUUAUUCAUAUUCACAACCUUUAAGUCCUAUGGUAUUUAAUAAUAAUAAUUCUGGAAAUAUAAUGCUCGAUAGAAACACAUUAAAUAAUUCUCAUAUGAAUAUGAGUACAUUCAAUUAUUAUAACAAUUAUAUAAACAACAAUAUAGGGAAUGAACACAAAAUGGAUAAUAUUUAUAUAAAAGAAAAUAAACAUGGGAACGAGGAUAUUUUAAAUAACGAUAUGUUGAGCAAUGAUAUUCUGAACAAUGAGAUUGUUAGUAGUGAUAUAAUAAAUGAUAAUAAUAAUAAUAAUAAUAAUAUAAGGGAUACUAUAACGGAUGGUAUGAGGAAUUACUAUACUUUGGGAUCUAAUAAAAUGAGAAUGUUCAACGUAUGUCGAAAUAUGACACAAACAUAUAAUAAUGGUAAUAACAAUAAUGAUGAUAACAAUAAUAAUGAUAAUAAUAAUAAUGAUAAUAAUUAUAACUAUGAACAUAAUAAACACAAUUAUCAUAACAGAAGAGAUGGUUAUGGAGAUGUACUAAAUAAUAAUAAAGAUGAUAUAACUAAAGAAAUAGAAAAAAAUAUAUCUUUAUUAUGUAAUCAACCUCAUGUUGAUAAUUAUGAUAUGGAUAAUUCUAUAGGUAUAAAAGAAAACACAGCAAAUAGAAAUUAUAUAAAUCCUUUGAUAUAUAUUAAUGAAAAACAACAAAAUUGUUUUAAAGGUAAUUAUAAUGAGAAUAAUGUAGAGAUGAUAAAUGUGGAUAUGAUAAGGAAUAAUUCAAUAUAUAAUGAUAAGACAACAAAUAUUAAUUAUGAAGAAGAGAAAUCAAAUAAUAUAAAAGAUAGGAAUGAUAUGAAUAUGAAUAAUACGUUUAUAUAUAAUACUACAUAUGAACCUUUGCUUAAUAGAAAUAUGAAUAUUUAUAAUAUUACUAAUAAGGAUAAUUAUGAUAAUAACCAAUAUAAUAAUUGUGAUAAUAACCAAUAUAAUAAUCAUGAUAAUAAUCAAUAUAAUAAUCAUGAUAAUAAUUAUGAUAAUAACCAAUAUAAUAAUCAUGAUAAUAACCAAUAUUAUUAUAACCCUAACAACCAAUAUUAUAAUAAUCAAUAUUUUAAUAAUAAUUAUAGUCAAUAUCAUAAUAGUAGGGAACAUCCUAUGACGAAUGAUCCUUAUAACACGGAGAAUAGGCAAGAUGGAAAUCAUUUAAAGUACAGCAAUUAUUUGAAUAAUACAUAUAAUGAUCAUAAUUAUCAUAAUUAUCAUAAUAAUUAUCAUAAUAAUUAUCAUAAUAAUAAUAAUAUUUGUGCUUCAAAUAAUAAAGAAAUAUAUGACCAAAAUAAUGAUACGAUAAACCAAAAUGUUCCACUCUCCAAAAACACAAAUCACUCUAACAAACAAACUAUUUUAUAUGAUAAGAACACGAUACCUAAUUAUCCUUAUUAUACAUAUAAUAUUAUUCAAGAUAAAUGCUUAAAAAACGAAACAGAAAACAAAACAAGAAAUAGCACUUAUAAUUCUUUCCCUAUCAAUACAAAUACGGAACAAAAUAAAAGUAAAAUAACAAGAAAAAAUACAAACAUAAAUUUAAUACAAACAGAAUAUGAUACAAACUAUCAAAAUAAUGGAGCAUAUAACAAUUAUAUGGAGAACUCAUCAAAUAAUUUAAAUGAAUAUAAUCAAAUGGAUAACCAAAUCAAUAUGUAUAAUCAGAAUAUUAUCCAUAAUUAUGAUCAUUCUGUUGAAAAUGGAGAGGUGCAGGCAAAUAUGAACAGAUCUGAUUUUGUAAAUACAGCUAUAGGUGGCUGUGAAAAUUAUCACAUGCUAGAUAAAAAAAAUAAAAUGGUAGAUAUAAAUAAUAAUUUGAUACAAUAUGAAUCCAAUACAGUGUUAGAUUCGAGAAAUGUAAAUGUUUACAAUAAUAUAAAUGAAAAUAAUUUAAAUAAGAUAGAAAGGGGUAAUAGGAACCAAGAUGAACAAGAGGAAUAUAAAGAUGAAGGGGAAGAUGAGAAUAACGAAGUGUCAAUAGGAAGGAAAGUAUAUGAUAAUAAUAAUAAUAAUGGUAGUAAUAAUAAUAAUGAUGGUAAUAAUAAUAAUGGUAGUAAUAAUAAUUCUUCUUCUUAUUAUUAUAAUAAUUAUCCUUGUUACCCACAAAAUAGUAAUAUAAAUAAUUUAGACACAUAUAAAAUAGAAACAGGAACUAAAAUAAAAAAUGAUAUAUCUUUACAUAUAAAAAAAGAAAAGGAAUUUAAAAAUACAAAACAUAUUUUAAAUGAUUAUGGUGUAAUAAAUAAAUGUGUAGAACAUGAUAAUGAGCAAUUAAAAAAUCAAAUACUAGAAAAUGAACAUGAACAAAAUGGUAAAGAAGAAGAGACUAAUGGUGUGGCGUUCUUACCAAGAGACAUUAAGAAAGUUGCAUAUAAUACAAAUGAAAAUGGUUAUAUGUAUAAUAACGAUAAUGUUUAUAAAAAUGAAGAAUUAAAUAAAAAUAUAAAUAUAGGUGUAGAAAAAGGAUAUAUUGAUUCUUCUUAUAAUAAUGUAUCUAUAAAUCAAACAGUAGAUUAUAAGGAAAACAAUAAUUACAAUGGAAAUAUAAAAUAUAAUUAUGAUAAUAGUGAUAUGAUACACAAUGGAAUAAAUAUGAAUAAGGCAUCCAUAUUAUAUUCACAAAGUAAUAGAAUGAAUAUAAAUUAUAAAAUGAUGUCUGUACAAAACCAGGAAGAUAUUUCAAAAGAUGAAAAUGGAAACCCUGCAUAUAUGAUUAAUAAUACAAAUAGCAUAAAUAAAAAUAUUGCUGUUAAUAAAGAUAAUGACAAUAAUAAUAAUAAUAAUUAUAAUAAUAAUAAUAAUAAUGUGUAUCGUGAAGAAAAUGUUUCCCUUGGUUGUUUUAACAACGUUGAAGAAAAUAAUAACAUUAAUAAUAACAUUAAUAAUAAUAACAACAAUAAUAAUAAUAAUUUUUAUUAUAAUUAUAAUUAUAAUUAUUAUAUUAACGAUAAUAGUUAUACAAAUGAACAAGUUCCUGGGGCAAAGAUGCUAAACCAUAACAGCAGCCAUAUAUAUAAUAAUACAUAUGAUAUGGAUAAUUUACAUGUUAAUAAUAUAAAUGUAAAUAACGUAAAUACAAAUAAUAGAAAUAUUAACAAUAUUAACAAUAUUAACAAUAUUAACAAUGUUAAUAUGAAGAGUUUGGAUAAUAAUAAUAAUAUAAAUAUGAUUAAUACAUAUAAUAUGGCAUUUGUAAAACACCAAACAAAUAAUGAUAAUAAUAAUAAUAAUAAUAAUAAUAAUAAUAAUAAUGAUAAUAAUAAUGAUAAUAAUAAUGAUAAUAGUUAUAAUAAUAAGAGUGAUAAUAUGACUUCUAUUCUUCAUAACGUUAACAAUGUUUCUUAUGAUAAUUAUAAUGAUAUACCUGCAGCUAUAAACAAUAAUUAUAUUAAUACAAAUAAUAUGUUAAUAAAUAAUAAGCACAUGCAACAAAAUUAUAAUUGCCAAGAUAUAAGUAAUAAUUCAAAUUAUAUAUCAAACCUAAAAAAUAAUAAUAAUAAUAAUUUCUACAAUAAUAAUAACAAUUAUAUGAUUAAUCAUGAUCAUAGUAUGUUCAAUAAAAAUGUACAAUCUAUCCAUAUGUCUUCUGAUAAUAUUCAUGUAACAAACCACUUUGACAUAAAUCAAAAUGAUAUUCAACAAAAUAAUCUAGUAAUCAAUAAUAAUGAACUCAAUGAAAAUAUUCAGAUGAUCCCACAAAAUAAUAUAUACUUUGCAUCUACUUCAUCUAAUAAUAAUAUGAUGCCCAACUCUAAUUUUAUGUGUUCACACAGUAAUAAUAAUAAUAAUAAUAAUAAUAAUAACAGUAAUAUGACAUGUAAUUAUACAUCUUGUUCUAACCUUAUGAGACCACCCCAAAAUAAUAUUAUUAAUAAUAAUAAUAAUAAUAUUAAUAUAAGUACUAACGAACUAUCAAGCGGAUAUCAGAACCCAAAUAUAAUUCUUUCUUCGUCGUCAAUUAUUGAUUCUAAUAUGUGUGCAGUAUCAUCUAACCUUCAACAUAACAAUUAUAAUGAAGAUAAUAAUUAUAAAAAUGAGUGCCUCAAUAAUAAUAAUAAUAGCACACAUAACAAUAUAAAUAAUAACGAUCAGAAUUAUUUUAAACAAGAAAAUAAUUGCGCAGAUGAAAAAGGGAUUCAUGAGAACUACCAAAAAAGUGUGAGUCUAAAUAUUAAUAUGAAACAUACCAAGAAUAAAAAAAGUAAUAAUAACGAUGGAAAGAAAAGGAGUAACAAGAAUAUAAAAGAAGAUAAGAAAAAUGAUGUGACAGAUAAUAAUGAAAAUAAUGGUAAAAGAAAUAAGAAAAUUCGAAAAGCCAAAACUUUUGGAGGUACAGUAAAAAAAGGAGGAACGAUUAUUAACUUAGAAGCAGAAUCACAACGUAUUAAAAGAACCCCUUUCUGUAUAUAUUCCUUAAACGACAUAUGUAACCAUCUAAGAUAUGGUAAGAAAAGUGCUAAUUCUAUUAACGGUAUGAUAAAAACAUCAACAUGUAAUUGUGAGAUUCAUAACGAUAUGAAAUUCGUCAAGCAGUAUAUUAACUUUUUAAUUGCUCAAAAAGAAAAAGAAAGAAUAAAUAAAGAGAAAAAAAUAAAUGAGAAGGAAGAAAAAAAUGAUGAAGGAAACAAAAAGGAAGAGGAGAGUCAAAAGGAAGAGGAGAGUCAAAAGGAAGAGGAGAGUCAAAAGGAAGAGGAGAGUAAAAAUGAAGAAGAGAGUAAAAAUGAAGAAAAUAAUAUAAAAGAUAAUGAACAAAAAAGAAAAAACAAAAUAAUAAAAAAAAAAUGUGUACAUGGAAAAGCAUCUGAAAAAAAUACUGAAGAUAUAGAUAAUACAUGUUGUAAUAACAAUAUAGAUGGUGAUCAUUGUGAAGAUAUUGAAUUUUGUGAAAAUGAUGAAAGCGAUAAGGAAAGUAAUAAUUUUGAAAAUAUUCUUCAAAAAUAUAAAGGAAUUUUUUGUAAUUAUGAAUAUUAUUUUGACUUAGAAGUAAAAUAUAACAGAGAAUAUUUUUUAAGACAGCUUUUAUUAAAGCAAGCAUUUAAUGAUUUAUAUAAUUUUAGUCAAUGUACAAACGUUACAUAUAAUGUACGAAGAAUGUGGCAUCCAUUAUUUAAUAGACCUUUAGGUGAUAUAGGUAGAAAGCUUAUAUUAAAAGAAAUACGUGAACAUCAUCAUAGAGAUGCUGAAAAAACUACCAAGUUAUUAUUAAAAAAUGGUUUAGAUUAUGGUAAAGUAAGAUUUAUGAAGGUUAAUGAAUUAUAUCAUUAUAUGUAUGCAUUAGGUGUUUUUGAAUAUGCUGUUAAGAUAUCUUUAGAGUUUGGUUCUAAUAUUAGAAUGAGUACUAUAAGUUCUAAAAUCGAUCAUGUUAAUUUAUGUAGUAAUAUUAAAAAUGGUUAUUCUUAUUGUCUUAUUUGUUGUUCUCAAAAAAUACGAAUUGGUUCUAUUAUAAAUAACACUAUAAAUUUAAUGAACUAUAAAAUUCUACUUAAUAGUUAUGCUCAUUAUUUUUAUUAUUUUGUUAUAAAAAAAAAAUUAAAAAGAGUGGAAAACCAAGAAGAAUAUGAAACUAUGGAUCAAAUAUUAAACAAGGAUUCUAAUAAUUUAGGUAAUAUUAUUAUAAUUAAGCAAAAAAAAAAAAAGAAAAAAAAAAAAAAAAAAAAUAAAAAUAAAAAAAAAAAUAAAAAGAAAAAUAAUAACAAUAAUAAUAAUAAUAAUAAUAGUGAUAAUUCAACUAGGCAUUUUAAUAAUGAGCAACAGAUAUAUUCAAUGAAUAUAAAUCAUAAUAGUUUUAUAAAAAAAAAUUAUUUUCACAGUAGUAAUAAUAAUUAUCAUCUUAAUUAUUAUACGGAUAGUAGUUAUUGUAGUAUUGUAGUGAUAGAUAAUGAGCACCUUCAUGAUGGUGUUUAUGAUCAAAAUAGUUGUAACUUACGACUUUCUUAUUGUAAUAAUACAAGUAAUAACCAAAAUAUAAAUUAUAAUAAUCAUGAACAUGAUAUUAAUAAUGAUAGUGAUUGCAGUACUAAAUGUGGGAGUAAUAAGAUAUACCUUGAUAAUAGUAUUUAUAAUGAAAAUGAUGUAUUCAUAAGUAAUAAUAGUAAACAUAGUAAUAACGAUGGAAAAGAUAAGGGAGAAGAACAAGGAAAAGAAAAAAGUAAGCAAAGUAAAUGUAACAAAAAAGAUGACGUUUUAAAGAGGUACAGCAUGUAUUUAAAAGAUCCGAAAGAAAAUAACACAAAGAAAGAUAACAAAUCAAAAUUAGAUGAAGAUACACAGAAAUAUCCUAUAACAAAAAUUGUUGACAAUAAAAUUUUUCAUUUGAAAAAUUCUUAUCUUAUAGAUGAUGAUAGAAAUGAAAUCAGUUCCUUAUCCAUAAAUUAUCAAGCCAAAAAAGAAUGUCAUAUAUAUUAUCCAAACGGGGGACAAGUAGAACGUUUAAAAAAUGAAAUGAUAAAUAUUAAUAUAGACAACAGAAAUAUUGAGCACAUUCCAAAUAAUAAUAUUAAUGAAGAUAAAGCGAAUGAAAAAAACAAUAACUAUAAAAAUGAUGAUGAUGAUAAUAAUGAUAAUAAUAUUAAGAAGAAGAGGAGUAAAAAAAAUAAAAAAACCGAUGGGGAUAAUGUUGAUGAUGAUGAUAAUGAUGAUGAUGAUGAAAGUAGCAACGAUUCUGAAUAUGAUGGUAAUAAAAGAAAAGAUGAUCAUCAUAAAGAUGAUAAUGAUGAUGAUAAUAACAACAACAACAACAACAACAACAACAAUAAUAAUAAUAGUUAUAGUAAUAAAAAUAAUAAUUAUUAUUAUUAUUAUCAAUAUGAUUAUCAUAAAAACGAAUGUAAUAGAUAUUACCAAUAUAGAGAAAACGACUAUAAUUCAGGAAACAAUAAAACUAAUUGUAAUAAUAAUAAUAAUAAUAAUAUUCCAUAUAACUAUCAAAAAUAUUAUAAUAAUAACAUACAUUCUAAAAAACAUGAUAAUAAUAUAUGUUUUAAUAACACAAAUAAUUAUCCUAAUAAUAUAAAUACAAAUAUUUAUAAAGGAAUUACACAUGAUAAUGAAAAAAAAAAUGUAGAAAAUAAUAAAAUUUUAAAAUAUGGAAACACAUAUAAUGAAACCAAUUUUAUUAAUAAUCCUACAGAUAUAUCAACAAUAAAAAAGGAUAUGAUUUUAUAUUCUCCUGAAAAGAAAAAUACAGAUGAAAAUGUCAUAAAAUUUAUUCCUGAUGAAAAAAUCAUAUGGUCCAUUUUAAAAAGUGAUAUAUCACCAAGCUUAACUCAAUUUUUUUUUAAUUUUAUUAUAAAAAAAAAUCAAUAUAAUUUUUUUUUAAACAAAAGUUAUAUAAAAUAUGAUAAUCACAUGGAUGAUAUAUAUGUUCAUAAGACAGAUGGAAACACAAAAGAUGGAUAUAAAAAUUGUCAAAAUAGAUCAUAUAUAAAUAUAAAUAGAAAUAGAAAUAAUUUAUCGAAUGCAUAUAAUAACUUAGAUUAUUACACACAUAAUAAACAUCUUGAUGGUGGAAAUGUAGAUAUUAAUGAUGCUAUAUAUACAGAUAAAAAAAAAUCUGAGGAAAAAAUUUUUUUCCAAAAUAAAUCCUGGAUAAAUCAAAAAUCUAUGGAAUAUAUAAAUAAUUAUGAUAAUAUAAAUAUAAUACAAAGAGAUAAUAAAAACAAAGAGAAAGACAAAACUAACCAAAACUAUAUUCAUAUAAAUAAUGUUCAUAAAAUAUCUAGUGAUAAUUUAUUAAGAACACACACGGACAUUAUUGUUCAACAUAAAGAUAUGUCGAAAAAAGAAAAUGAGAUCAAAUAUUAUACAAAUAACCAUAUUGAUGUAAAUAUAACUAAUGAUAAAUUAUAUUAUAAUAAUAAAAAAUUAAAGAAAUUAUUUAAAGAAAUAAAAAACAAUAAAUUAUGUAAAUAUAUACUUGCUAAAAUUAAAGAAAUAAAAUAUAAUAAAACAUAUAUGGAAAAUAUAAAAACGAAUAAUAAAAAAAGAAAAAGAAAUAUAACAUAUCCAUAUUUUAUGUUCUAUCAAAUAAAUAAUUUCUUAAUUAACCCUAACCCUUUUCAUAAUUCUUUUUUUCUUAAUGAAAUGAAUUAUUGUUCCAUUAUGCAUAAUUGUACUAUGUAUCACAAAAAAAUAAAUAAAAAAAUAAAAACAAAAAAUAAUAAUAACAACAAUAAUAAUAACAACAACAAUAAUAAUAAUAAUAAUAAUAUUAAAAGUCAUUGUUGUAGUUGUGGAGGUGGGGAUGUAUCCAACAUAUUGGAAAACAUAAAUAAAAAUUUUCAACAUAAACAUUUCUUAUCACAUAAACAUUCAUAUAAUGAACACAAAGAAGAAGACGGAGAAGAAAGAAAAAAAAAAAAAAAAAUCAAAAAAAGAAUUAAAAAAAUUUUCGAAUUUGCACAAAUUUUUAAAAAGAUGUCACAAAAAAAAAAAGAAAAUAAGAAAGAAGAAAAUUUACAUUUAUAUAAUGCCAACAAAACAUGUAAGGACUAUAGAACCUUAAGACAUAAGGAAGAACUUCAUGAACAGAUUCUAUUUAUCAAUUCAAAAAAAUAUAACGAUGAAAUUAUACAUGUUAACGAAUAUAUGAAAAAUGAAGAAGAAAUUAAUUUGACAUCUAAUUGUUUAAAAGAUAAUUUACAAAAUGUAAAAAAUAAUGAUGAUGAAAAAACAUAUAUAGAUAAUGAAGGUGAUAAUAUUUCAAUAGAUUAUACAUAUAAAAAAAAAAAAAAAAUUUGGUCAUGUUUUCCAGAUUUUGAAAAAUCAAGGAGAUUAAAAUUUAUAAGAAAAAAGAAAAAGGAAAAAACAAAAUUUAAGAAAAUUAUACGUUAUUUAAUUCAAAACUAUAAAAUAAAAAAUAUAAAUCAAGCAAAUCAUCAUAAAAAUAAUUUUCAUGCUGAUGUUUAUUUUAAAAACAAUGAUAUAAAUCAAAAAGGUAAAAACAUCAAAAAUACUCUUAGAAUACGAAAUAAUACAAAACAUAUUUUCAUUUAUCUAAUAACACAUACUAAUAUAGUAAAACAUAAAAAUAAAACUUUCUCUAUAUAA